Messenger RNA from Topomyia yanbarensis, 1940 nucleotides. RefSeq lists its product as uncharacterized. Lineage: Eukaryota; Metazoa; Arthropoda; Insecta; Diptera; Culicidae. Bases 281 to 1906 code for a protein of 541 amino acids. Gene Ontology annotation, molecular function: DNA-binding transcription activator activity, RNA polymerase II-specific; RNA polymerase II cis-regulatory region sequence-specific DNA binding. The transcript has 4 exons. Gene Ontology annotation, cellular component: nucleus. The record is from RefSeq and is a predicted model, not a curated record. Gene Ontology annotation, biological process: gliogenesis; regulation of transcription by RNA polymerase II.
UUUGUCGAUAGGCGAUCGCGAGGUGGAAAGUGCUGUUGUGGUACCGCAUUUUUUCAAAGAUGUCCCCAAAGAAUUAAAUAGCGUUCAUACGCGUUUUGAAUCGUCGUUCGACGGCAUGUGUACCACUGAUGAAAUGGUUAACGAAUUUGUGAAUUGUGAUAUUGGACUAUCCCGCGAUGUGUCGAAAAGACGUACUUUAAUGUUUCCAUAGUGAACGUGAUUGGACAUUUCAACAAGUGAGGGAUCUUAGCUUUAAUCAUAUUGUUGAUCGCGGCAAAAUAUGUCAUUAGAGUGGGACAUAAAUGACGCCCACAUACCCUUCGUUCAGGAUAUUUGUUACGACAAAUUUCACGAGUGGGCCGAUGGCCACUGCCGGUAUGUGUACGUCCUAACGGACGACCAAGCGCGAAAGCACAUCUCCGGCUGGGCGAUGCGAAACACCAACAACCACAACGUAAGCAUCCUGAAGAAAAGCUGCCUCGGUGUUCUGAUCUGCUCGACACGAUGCCGUCUUCCGAACGGGAGUCAAAUACACCUGCGACCAGCAAUAUGCGAUAAAGCCCGCAGGAAACAGCAGGGACGCGCUUGCCCCAAUCGUAACUGCAAAAACGGUCGCCUCGAAAUACUGGCCUGUCGAGGUCACUGCGGAUACCCCGUGACACACUACUGGCGGCAUACGGAGAAGGCGAUUUUCUUCCAGGCUAAAGGAACCCAUGAUCACCCAAAACCCGAGUCGAAAACUUCUGGAGAAACAAGGAAACUAGUUGGGGCGUGUGGUAAAACGAAAAAGAUGUCAGUUAUGCUGCUACGGGAUGCUGCAUUGGGAAAUAAGCUUCUGCAAUUGAAAAACGGAAGUAAAUCGAACACAGCCAACCAUCCAUCAGCGGAUAUUUUGCAACCACCUCCGUUGAUUCCGGAUGCAAGCCUUGAAAAAUCUAAAUGCCGGUCUUGUUUCAAAGUUCAGUGUUGUUGUAGAAUCCCAAAUGCCCCGAAAAGCACUCAUACACCGGAGUCGAAUUUUCCGUACCUGGACAGCAGCUUCGCCAGUACACCUGGAACCACGUGGCCAUGCCAUGCGAACGCACCAAAUAGCCAUUCGUAUGAAACUACCAGUUGCAUGAACCCACCUGAUUUUUCCAGCUGUUCUGGUAGCACGAUUGAAAAUUUCCAACCGGAAGAGAUUUUCUUGUUGGAUCAACCUUUGAGAAGCAGUUCACAGCAAUCAGCCAACAUUAUCGCGCCAGCGACAACACUACUGGAUCUUGGAAGUGGAGCCAUUUAUAAAAAAUGUAAUCAACUCGCACCGGAUUAUUUCAUUGGCGGAGCUGGAAAUACAUUCAACGAUACUUACCUGGGACAAAGCAUAUCUUGCGGAGGUUCGAAUACUUUUGAAAAGUGUAUCGGGUUUACGAACAAAACUGUCAGUACGCAUACAACUCAUGGCGCAACGAAUUUAGCGUACGCUUCGGAUAUUACGAGAAAUAUCAAAAAGGAAGCUACUACUAAACUUUGCGAUUACGACUAUGCUCAACGGGCGCGAUAUGACUGUGAUAAUAAACUGAACUGUAAAAAAGCUAGUAAAUCCGUCAAUACAAUUUACAUGAACAACAACAACGGCACAUCUAAUCAGUAUGAAAGACCUCAAGGAACCUAUAAUUCAUGUGACGAUGUCAAUUACGGCUUCUCCAGUGAAUCCGGUGCAUUUCAACAUGGCUAUAAUUUGAACUAUAUUCCUCCCGGCGGAACUAAUUCUUCGAAUGUCGAAGCGAUAAGUUAUAUGAGUGAGGAAUGCUAUCGAUAUUCAAAUAAUGGUUACUCCAAAACCGGGCUAGAAAACACUGGUCACGUUUCACAGCAUCAACAAAUGAGCACAGAAGGUCCCAUUGCUUCGUACGAUUUUUACUAAACUUAUUCGCUAAAGCUUUAAGUUAUGCUCAGUA